AUGCAAGACACGCCGCUGAGUGGUCCACCGGGUCCAACCCUCUUCGUGACAGGCCUCCCGGUCGAUUGCACCAACGACUUCUGCAAGUCCAUCUUCGGGCAGUAUGGCAUCGUGAAGGACGCUCGGAUGCUCCCAGUUCUUCCGGGCAAAACGGCUGCCGCAGCGGUUGUGGAGAUGAACACCGCAGAUGAUGCGAAGUGGAUCGUGGAGCAUGUGAAUGGCAACGUCCCGCAGAGCCUGACAACCCCCGUCACUGUUUCCUUCAAGUUCAGAGGAUUCAAAGGAAAGGGAGAGAAGGGCUUCGGGAAGGGCUUCGGUUUCGGCGGCUUGGACUUGGGUGGAGGAAAGGGCGCUGAGAGCGGCCCAAACCCUGCUGCAGCGGCAUUGUUGCAGGUGCUGGUUCCUCUGGUGGCUGCUGUUGCCGGCGGUGGCGGCGGAGGCGCUGCUGAAGGAGGCAAAGGCGCGUGGUGA
Symbiodinium necroappetens is the source of this 471-nucleotide messenger RNA. Lineage: Eukaryota; Dinophyceae; Suessiales; Symbiodiniaceae. The record is from the annotation of a GenBank genome assembly.